GCUGCAGCUGCUGCUCCCAUCCCCACCCCGCCUGGCCCUUUCUGCCUCGUCAUCUCCUGCCCUGCCGAGGCUCGACCCGUGAGUGGGGCCGCCAGGAGCGCAGGGACCGGGAGCCCCACCGAACCCCUCCCCCUCCGGCUGGGGGAGGGAAGAGAAACUGAGUUUGGGCGAAAUCCGUGCCCGAUCACCACCAGCAGCCGUGCGCGAAGCCCCUACCAUGGGCAACACCCAGGAGAGGCCAUCAGAGACGAUCGACCGCGAGCGGAAACGCCUGGUAGAGACGCUGCAGGCGGACUCGGGGCUGCUGCUGGAUGCGCUGCUGGCACGGGGCGUGCUCACCGGGCCCGAGUACGAGGCUCUAGACGCGCUGCCUGACGCCGAACGCAGGGUGCGCCGCCUGUUGCUGCUGGUGCAGAGCAAGGGCGAGGCUGCCUGCCAGGAGCUGCUGAGCUGCGCCCAGCGAACUGUGCGGGCGCCCGAUCCCGCCUGGGACUGGCAGCACGUGAGGACCGGCUACCGGGAACGAAGCUAUGACCCUCCAUGCCCAGGCCACUGGACUCCCGGGGCUGCUGACUCAGGGACCACGUGCCCCUGGCUGCCCAGAGCUCCAGAAUCCGAUGAGGCCCGGGGUCCUGAGGACUCCGAGGCAGCACAAUCCGGAACCCCCGAGGAAGCUGAGCCAGAGCUGGAAGCCGAGACUUCUGAAGGGGCUGAACCGGAGUUGGACCCCCAAAUGGAUCCGGAACCAGAGGCAGAGCCAGAGCCAGAGGCGGAGCCAGAGCCAGAGCCUGACUUCGAGGCUGAAGACGAGCCUGAAGAUUCCUGAAAGCCGUAGCACCCACAGGCCGCUCUUCGUCCUAGCAGCAUGAGGUCUGGGAUCCCGCCAAGGUGGGGUCAGAUGCCACCAAGGUUCCAUCUGGCCCAGUACCACUGAAAGUGAAUAAAUUCUGGAGGGUCA
Molecule: messenger RNA, 958 nt
Organism: Budorcas taxicolor (takin)
Lineage: Eukaryota; Metazoa; Chordata; Mammalia; Artiodactyla; Bovidae
Gene: NOL3
Product: nucleolar protein 3
Exons: 4
Coding region: 218-826 (202 amino acids)
Biological process (GO): negative regulation of intrinsic apoptotic signaling pathway; negative regulation of release of cytochrome c from mitochondria; negative regulation of extrinsic apoptotic signaling pathway
Cellular component (GO): mitochondrion
Molecular function (GO): death effector domain binding; death receptor binding; caspase binding
Source: RefSeq, a predicted model, not a curated record